Opisthocomus hoazin is the source of this 1211-nucleotide messenger RNA. The record is from RefSeq and is a predicted model, not a curated record. NCBI's taxonomy places the organism in Eukaryota, Metazoa, Chordata, Aves, Opisthocomiformes, Opisthocomidae.
AUGCAACUGUUGGCCUAUGUACAAAGCGUGAGUGAAUGUCUGAAGAAGAAAAAGGGCCACGCAGCCACGAUCUGGCGGCCGAUAACUGCAACUUUCUUCUUCCCAGUGGGACCGGGAACAGGAUUUCUCUACUUGGUGAAUUUGUAUUUCUUGUAUCAAUAUUCUUCACGAUUAGAAACAGGGGCUUUUGAUGGAAGGCCAGCAGACUACAUGUUCAUGCUCCUCUUUAACUGGAUCUGCAUUGUUAUAACUGGCUUGGUAAUGGACAUGCAGUUGCUGAUGAUUCCACUCAUCAUGUCAGUACUUUAUGUGUGGGCCCAGCUGAACAGAGACAUGAUUGUAUCGUUUUGGUUUGGAACAAGGUUUAAGGCCUGUUACCUUCCAUGGGUUAUUCUGGGAUUCAACUAUAUCAUUGGUGGAUCAGUCAUCAAUGAGCUGAUAGGAAAUCUUGUUGGACACCUGUAUUUCUUCUUAAUGUUUAAAUAUCCAAUGGAUUUAGGAGGAAGGAAUUUUCUGUCCACACCUCAGUUCCUGUACCGCUGGCUGCCAAAUAGGAGAGGAGGAGUGUCGGGGUUUGGUGUCCCACCUGCUAGCAUGAGAAGAGCUGCAGAAGAUCAGCAGGGUGGUGGAAGACACAACUGGGGCCAAGGUUUCCGUUUGGGUGACCAGUGAAGAAUUCCUGCCCUUGGAAAACAGCAACUCUUUGGUUUUAACUGGACGUAGAACCAACCCUUCCUGGUGCAGAGCGUGCUUAAGAACUGAGCUCUCUGUAGUACUGUUGGAUUUAACUGAUUAGAAAGAAUGUUUCUGGUUCAAGAGAAAAUUAAAAACUCCAGAAGGGAAAAAUGUAGAUCUUGCUCCAGGUUAGCCAGUAGUGUCCAAUUUAUUUCUGCCAUUAAAAAAAGCUUUCUUUAUACAGUAUUGUCUGUCACAACAGGCAUCCAUUAUGCCAUCUUGUUCCGUGAUGUGAUGGAACAAGCCGAUGGUGUUGUGUCUCACCUGGUACAUUAAAAGCUUUGUUGACCGUGGUAAGGUAAGAAUCCAGUGUGAGACAGGUGGAUCAAACUAACCCCAAAGUUUAGGAAGCUGACUUUUUCCAUAGCUGUGCUUAAGUCCCAGGGUUUUGGAAGCAUUAUUGAAGUGAUAUCUCUCUACUGCAUUCAUAAAGCAAAGUGCAAAUGUUUCAUUUCCAUUAUUAAGCUGUGUUUUGA